GGAACCUGUACUGGUGAGUGGACGUGUACUGUGACCUCAACAAUUCCUGUGUAUCAGCUGACCCCGGAUACAAGAAGACAUGGAACGUGUAGUGGAGCUGUCAAGCAACGGCGGUUUCUCCAUUGCUGGCCUUUCGACAACCCCCCGCAAACGGCAGGUGCGCUUCUCUGCUCGCCAUGACAUCUUGCUGCUGCGGGAAGUCAUCGCGCAGAACCCUUUCUCCUCCAAGGAGCCCGGCCGAAUCUGGGCCAGAGUCGGCGAGAUCAUCACCGCUGCUCUGCAGGACGAGAGCUUCGAGGUGGAUGCCAGGCGAUGCCGCGAGAGGACCAUGCUGCUGUUGGACUACUACAAGAAGCAGGACUUUGCCAGCCUCCGCAGGUUUGGGACAGAAAGGCUCUACGCUCAGAAAGAAGAUCUACUACAUGAAGUUCUGGAAUUGGAGGCUGAGAAAGGGCUUAUGGGAAGUGGUGAGAACAAAUACCAGGAUGAGGAGCUGAGGAAGAGAGCACUAGAGGAGCUGGUGCUGCCAGAGCCGGACAAAAUCAGUGUGAUUCCCACCCAGAUAGUGCCUCCUGCAGGCGAGGAGACACAGAGCUCAGUGCCCCCAACUCCAGAACCAGAGGAGCAGGAAGAGCUGGUGGAAAUGGCUGCACCAACAGCCAAACGGGCGUGCCAGUGCUGCUGCCAAACCUACUCCGAAAUCCUCAGUUUCCUGGAGAAGCGAUCAGAGGCGGAGCAGCGUCUACGGGAGGACGAGAUGGCCCUGCGGCGCGAGGAGCUGGAAAUCCAGAGGAGCAAGAUCGCCUUGGAGAGGGAGAGACUGGGGGCUGAGAGGAAGGAGCGGGAGCGACGUUUUGAGCUGGAGAGUCAGGAGAGGCAGGUCAUCCUGGACCUGCUCAAAGAGAAGGUGCUGAAGUGUUGAGGGCGACGAGCAGGAGUAACAGAAAAGAAGACACGGCUUGUUUACAGUUCUCAAGUGUGUCUCCAAACCUCCGAGACCUAUGGGCAAAACAUUGGUGGGUUGGAGGUUUUCUCAGGAGACCAGGUGUUUCAGGUGAAGUAAGCUCACUUGAAAUGGGAUGUUCUUGUGAACAUAGUGACUGGCCUGGAGCUGCUGUGUAGCUCCCAUCAAGUCAAGCAAGCAUAGUGAUGAAACAGGAUAAAGGAACCCCCACCUGGACAAAUUAUUUUGUGCAUUGUUCAGUUCCAUUUUUGCCUUCUGCAGCCUGUGAAAAAUUAUCCAUCUGUAUGAUGUAUUGAUGUCAUACAACAUACUGCAUGUCCUAUUGGGAUCGGUUUCAAGCACUUCAGCACUUAAGACUUUGUAUUUAUUGAGGGUAUCCUGGAAAGGGAUCUAUUUGUAAAUUACAGAUCCAGUUGCUUGUAGAAAUGUACAUUUAAAUAAGUGCCAUAUUUUGCCUAUUUCAGCUUUGUAUUAUACGUACAUGUGAAUGGUGUCUUUAACAAGCCUGUAUCCAAUUGAAUAUUUUGAGUGUACUUUUACUGACAAAUAACUUUUUUUUCUUGUGUAACUAAAGCACUGUUUUUUCUGAGAAAGUAUAUUUCAUUUGUAAUUUAAAUAAAUAUAUAUUUGAAAAUA
Molecule: messenger RNA, 1600 nt
Organism: Conger conger (European conger)
Lineage: Eukaryota; Metazoa; Chordata; Actinopteri; Anguilliformes; Congridae
Product: scaffold attachment factor B1
Exons: 4
Coding region: 80-922 (280 amino acids)
Source: RefSeq, a predicted model, not a curated record